Messenger RNA from Labeo rohita (rohu), 4569 nucleotides. RefSeq names its product ectonucleotide pyrophosphatase/phosphodiesterase 5 (gene enpp5). NCBI's taxonomy places the organism in Eukaryota, Metazoa, Chordata, Actinopteri, Cypriniformes, Cyprinidae. Bases 106 to 1500 code for a protein of 464 amino acids. The record is from RefSeq and is a predicted model, not a curated record. The transcript has 4 exons.
GUGAGAGAGAAAUAGGCGGGACUUCCUGUAUUCGACCGUGUGUUUAUUUUUUGCACGGCCAAAUAUCGUCCACAGAGGUCUCCCUUUGGUAGAGCAUCUUACAUCAUGCCAGACCUCUCAGUGAUUAAGAGCUGCUUCCUGAGUUGCUUAUUAGUACUACUUCAGACAUGGAGCUCACAGCAGGACGAGCAAAGCCAGCUGCUACUGGUGUCCUUUGAUGGCUUCCGCUGGGACUAUGUGAAUCGAGUACCCACACCCAAUUUCCGUGCCCUGAUAGAUGAGGGCGUGCAGGUGGAACAAGUGGAGAACACCUACAUCACCAAGACCUAUCCAAACCACUACACCUUAGUGACAGGAUUACACGCCGAAACCCACGGCAUUGUCGCUAACGAAAUGUACGACCCCAUUCACAACCGCUCCUUUUCUAUGGAGGGACCUGAAGUGUACAACGCAUGGUGGUGGGAGGAGGCCGUGCCGUUGUGGGUCACCAAUCAAAAGGCUGGGCGGAAGAGCGGAGCUGCCAUGUGGCCCGGAUCAGACGUAGCGAUUGGUGGAACGUACCCGACGCAUUUCUUGAGUUAUAAUGCGUCAAUGCCGUUUGAGGCCCGAGUCGAGAAACUCAUUGACUGGUUCUUAGGACCAGAGGCCAUCAAUUUUGGCGUCUUGUAUUGGGAGGAGCCAGACGAGAGUGGGCAUAACUUGGGGCCGGAGAGCCCACUAAUGGACGUGGUCAUAGCAGACAUCGAUGACAAGUUGGGAUUCCUCAGAGGAAAGCUGAAAAACGCUGGCCUUUAUGACAAAGUCAAUCUCAUUGUUACAAGUGAUCAUGGAAUGACGCAGUUAUCACAUGAUAAGAUUAUUGAGCUGGACACCUACGUCAGCCGCGAUCUUUACACAUGGAUAGACAAGAGCCCUGUGGUUGGCAUUUUGCCGAAAGAAGGCAAACUCGAGGAGGUCUACAGUUCGUUGAAGAACGCCAACCCUAACAUGGUUGUAUAUAAAAAAGAGGAGAUCCCAGAACAUUACCACUACAGACACAAUGUCAGGAUCAUGCCUCUGAUCAUAGAGGUCAAAGAGGGCUGGACGGUCAUGCAGAACAGAAACGGAUCUUUUAUGUUGGGAAACCACGGUUAUAACAACAGCCUUCCCAGCAUGCAACCUGUGUUCGUCGCCCGUGGACCCGCUUUCCGCCGCGACUACACCAAGGCCUCCAUGCGCUCUGUCGACCUCUAUCCUCUCAUGUGCAACAUUCUUGGUCUCAAGCCCUUGCCCAACAAUGGCUCUUUGUCAAACGUGCAGGAUCUCUUAGUGGAGACGUCAACCCCAAAGCCAGUGGUCCCACCCAAGCCCAGAGAGCCUUCCUAUGCCUGGGCCGUGGGAUCCAUCCUCGGUGCUGCCCUCGUGAUUGGGUUCCUUUUCAUUUUUGUGCAACAGGUGACACAACGGCAGCUACCGCCACUGCAUCUGUCCAAUAGUGAGAUAACACAACCCUUACUGUAGGGUCAAAUGCGAGGGGCGUCGGCACUUUUCUCAUGUGAGGUUCUCAGUGUAGCACUGAUUAUUUCUCCAGUGCCACAGAUUUCAGUUCAUUCAAAAAUAAUUCUGAUAACACUUUUUAAGCAGCCAGCAUGGUCGCUUGAAUUCAAAAGCGACCGAUAUCCACGGUACCGUGCCAAAGCCGAAUAUACCAAAAGCAAUAUGGGGAAAGAUGCUACAGUGGAAAAAGGUCGUGCAAUCAUCAAAAUCAUAGCUGACUAAGCCAAUAGUGCCCUCUUCUGGUGAAGCUGUCAGUGGUACCUUUAUUCUAGUCAUUGAAAAUCUAGUAUUUGAAGAAAAAAUGUUAGCAUCCCCAUGCUUUUUCCUUUCGAUGUGAAUCUGAUAUUUAUUUAGUAAGAGAGAGUUGCCCUAUCCUCUUGAAUUUGCAGUAAAUGAAUGUUCCAGGUUCAGUUUGAUGGCAUUUGUGGCGUAAUGUUCAUUAUCACAAAAAUUCAUUUCCUUAUUCUUUCUUUUCUUUAAAAAAAAAAAAAAAAAAAAAAAAAAAAAAAAACUAUGUGGGAUACAGUAAGGCACUUAUAAUAGAAAAAUUAUUCAUAUUCAAAAAAUUCAUAAACAUUAAAAUACUCCACUGUUUCAUAUGGAUAAUUUCCGACAUUGAACAAAAAAAAAAAUGUUAUUGCGACUUAUCUCACAAUUCAGACUUUUUUCUCAGAAUUGCGAGAAAUAGUCAGAAUUGCAAGAUAAAAGAUGGCCUGUCAGUCAAGCUCUUUGUGAAGGGUCAGUUGUGAGUCAUAAAAUCAGAAUUGCGAGAUAUAAACUUUUCUGACAUUUUUUCUCAGAAUUGCGAUAAAAACAGUUCCAAGUUAUAAAGUCAGAAUUGUGAGAUAUAAACUUAAUAUUCUGACUUUUUUCUCAGAAGUGUGUGAUAUAAACUCACAGUUCUGAGAAAUAAAGUCAGAAUUGCAAGAUAUAAACUCAGUAUUCUGACUUUUCUGAAUUGCGUGAUAUAAACUGACAGUUGUGAGAAAUAAAGUCAGAACUACUCAAUAUUCUGACUUUUUCUCUGAAUUGCGUGAUAUAAAUUCACAAUUGUGAGAAAUAGUUAAUUGAGAUAAAAACUCACAAUUCUGAUUUCUUUUUUCAGAAUUCCAUGAUAUAAACUUGCAUUUGCAAGAAAUAAAGUCAGAACUGCAUGAUAUAAACUUGCAACUGCAAAAAAUAGAAUCCCAAGAUAAAAACUUGCAACUUCUGAUUUUUUUCUCAAAAUUGCGUGAUAUAAACUCGCAAUUGUUAUGAAGUCAAAAAUCGAGAGAUAAACUCAGUAUUCUGACUUUUUCUCUGAAUUGCUCUGAUGUUUUUUAUAUCUCUGAAGUGAUAUAAAUUCACAAUUGUGAGAAAUAAAGUCAGAAUUGCGUGAUAUAAACUCAAAUAGAAUUGCAAGAUAUACAGUGGUCAACAUCUGAAGUGGAUAAAAAAAACCUUUCUUCAAAAUUGUCCUAAAACCAAAACAAUGCCUGUUCUUGUGUUAGGACAACUUUGAUGAACUGUAUUGAUCUACUUCAAAUGUUGACUACUAUAUACUCGCAAUUGCGAAAAUUAGAAUUCAGAAAAAAACUUUUAAUUCUAUUUUUUUUUCCUUAAAAUUGUGCGGUGUACACUCGCAGUUGCGAGGUAUAAAAUCAGAAAUGCAAGAUAUAAACUCAAUAUUCUGACUUUUUCUCAGAAUUGCGUGAUAUAAACUUACAAUUGUGAGUUAUAAAGUCCAGUUUUGAGGGAAAAGAAGACUAUGUUCUCAGAAUUGCAAGUUUAUAUCUCACAAUUCUGACAUAACUUGCAAUUUUGUUAUAAAGACAGAAUUGUGAGAUAGAACUUGCAAUUCUGAAAAAAAAGUCAGAAUUACGAGUUUAUAUCUCGCAGUUCUGCCUUUAUAUACAUAAUAUACAUAACUGUAUCUGUAACAGUAAAAACCUUAUUUUAUAAUAUGGUAUGCUUCACAUUUCUGCUUUUAAAUCCUCAAAAAAACCUAUUUUAAGUUACAAAAAAUAGCAUUUAUUUAAACUGUAACAUAGAAUGUCUUUAAUGUCACUUUCAAACUCAAAUAAUUCAAAAUUUAACAUUAUUUCUACAAUGACAAGCUUGGCCUCAUUUACUUCCAUUUUAAGUGCCUCAUUGUAACCACUAUUUUCCUUACUUUUUUUUUUUUUUUUUAAUAUUUAAUGUAUUUAUUUAGAUUAACACUAUGCUGCAAAUCCUGUUGACAGAGUUUAACUUGUACUGAACCCAGAAUAUUCCUUUAACUGAAUUUUAUGGAUAUUUAAGAUUGUGAACAAAAAAAAAAAAAAAAAAAAUGAAGGGACGUUAGUAGCAGUCGCUUUUUGAAUUUGUUGUUCUUCUCUUACCCAUCGUAGUUUUGUUUGUUAAUUAGUUAAAUGCAGUUGUUUAAGUUGGCAGAUGUUAUUAAGUGUUAAUGAAAAGAAGCUGGUAGUGUUAAACUACCUCUGUGUUGCACUAAGAUCAAUGUUAAUCAGGAUAGAGAGAUGAACUAUUAGACUAGUGGGACGUUUUAGCUUAUCUGCGUUUUGCACAAUGUAAUACCAUCCAAAAUUUAUAUAUGAAAAAAAGGGGGUGGGUGCCAAAAUCCUUACAGAUUGACAUCAAGUAGUAAUAGUUUAAGUCCUGCGUUAAUGUAUUUUGUACUUUUUAAAAACAGCAUUUAACAAAAAGCCCUGUGUAGGGCAAAACACUGUGAUCUGUCUUCUACUUGUUCAAAGACUAAAAGGAAAAUAAUUAUUUAUGAUCUUUGAUAUAAAUGUUGCUGAAGUAGUAGUAGUUAGCUGCUUGCAGAAUGUUAGGAUUGUUUCUGUUAUUAAGAAGGAAAUUAUGACUUUCUCUAUGGACGUGUGCAGAGACUGUUGUGUUUUGUGUUAAGUAUUUCUAUGAUUUACUGGAUUUGUCUUUCAUGUUCUGGAUUUUAUGGCCUAAUGUCUCAUUUUGACCUGUUGGAAGUCCCAUAACUAAAACAUUACUUUAAAUGUGCUACUUAAAAAGGUAAAUAAAUGCCUGAUUUGGAAA